GAAACCGCUCAAUUUUAAUUUAUUGUUUGUCUUUCUUCAGAAACUCAAACUGAAACAAACCGUCCCCUUCACUCACUCUCUUCUUCUCCGUCUGUUAUUCCAAAGCAGAGUGUUCUGUUAGAUUUAAUUGAAUAAUAUUUCUCCAAAUUGAAGCAUCCGAUUUGCUAAUUUUGAGGACAGAUCGUUAAAUAUGUUCGUCAAGAAGCUUGUGGAGAAGGCUGCCAGUGUUAAGAAGGAAUAUCAUGUGAUGGGCGGUGGAUAUAGGACCCACUGGCAGUGCUGACCUGGCCCGGCAGGAACUGCCCAUGGCGCUCCGUCUCCUGAUUACUAAUCUUUUGUCUACGCUCAGUAGCACCACGCACUACAUACUGGAGGGAACUCGGAAGGUUUAAAAUCAAACGAAGUAGAACCAAGGGUAACAUUCCAUUAUGGAAUACCAUCGGGAGCCAACAUGUUUGCUUAUGAUUCUAUUCAAAAGAUCCUUGCUAUUUCUACCCGUGAUGGAAGGAUCAAAUUAUUUGGAAGAGAUAACACUCAAGUUUUGCUGGAAUGUCGUGAGGCAGUACCAAGCAAGUUUUUACAGUUCAUUCAGAAUAAAGGCAUCCUUAUAAAUGUGACUUCCAAGAAUCACAUCGAGGUAUGGGAUGUGGACAAGAAGUUGUUGUCUCAUAUGCAUGUUUUUAAACAAGAGAUAACUUCAUUUACAGUAAUACAACACUGUCUCUACAUAUAUGUUGGAGAUUCUAUUGGAAAUGUGUCUGUGUUAAAGCUUGAUCAAGAAACAUGUUAUUUAGAACAGAUGAAAUACACUAUUCCUUUUUCUGUUUCUCAUGCUGAAGUUUCAGCUGAUGCCGCUGUUUUGCACAUACUGCCUCAACCAACGGCUGACAGUAAGAGGGUUCUUAUAGUAUUCAGAGAUGGCCUAAUUGCGUUGUGGGAAAUUCGAGAAAGCAGAUUCAUUUUCACAACAGGAGGAAGCUUGCAGCAUUUACAAACUAAUGAAACAAAAAUAAUAACUUCGGCGUGUUGGGCUUGCCCUUAUGGAAGUAAAGUUGCUGUAGGUUAUAGUAACGGGGAGAUUUUUAUCUGGAGCAUUCCUUCCGGUCCAAAUUCACAAGCUGAAGUAGCAUCAGACUCUGGCACUCAGACUUCUCCUAUUUACAAACUCAAUCUGGGAUAUAAAAUGGACAAAAUUCCCAUAUUAUCACUAAAAUGGAUUCAUGAUGGGAAAGCAAGUCGGCUUUAUGUCAUGGGUGCCUCAGAUACUGCAUCUACCAACUUGUUGCAGAUAAUCUUACUAAAUGAGCAGACUGAAACGCGCACAAUCAAGUUAGGGCUGCAUUUGUCUGAACCUUGCAUUGACAUGGAGAUUGUAUCAUGUUCCUUUGAUCCAAGCAAGCAUAAACUGGAUUGUUUUCUUUUGCUUGGAAAAUCAGGGCAUGUUUAUGUCUAUGAUGAUUCUCAGAUCGAAAAAUAUCUUCUACAGUACCAAGCAAGGGGAACACCUUCAUUGCCAAAGGAGGUCAUGGUUAAAAUGCCACAUGCUGAUUCAAGCAUCACUAUAGCAAAAUUCAUCAAGGAUAAUCUUUACAUGUUAAGUUUUGGAGAUGAGGAUUAUCUUCAAUUUUCCAAAAACAUUCCUUCACUCUUUCCUUUUGACGCAAAGGCUAAAGAGGGAACUCACAUGAUUUGUGUACCCUUCUGUGGGUUUUCCAAGAUAAAGAACUUGUACAUAACUGGCCACAGCGAUGGAGCCAUUAAUUUCUGGGAUGCAUCUUGUCCAAUUUUUAUCCCAGUUUUACCAUUAAAGCAGCAGAGUGAAGAUGACUAUGCUUUAAGUGGUGUACCAGUAACAGAAUUGUAUUUUGAUGGAAAUAUGCGGCUUCUUAUCACAGGGGAUCAAAGCGGAACGGUUCGUAUCUUUAAAUUUAAACCCGAGCCAUAUGCGACAGAGAAUAGCUUUUUGUCUUUUCAAGGAAGUUCGAAAAGAGGAAAUAACCAUAUCAUCCAGAAUGUCAAACUUAUGAAGGUGAACGGUUCCGUACUUUCCAUGAAUAUAAGCCAUAACUCGGGACAUCUUGCCGUUGGAACUGAUCAAGGACAUGUUUCACUAAUUGAUAUGAAUGGACCAACAUUACUUUAUCAACAAUACAUUGCAAGUGAACUUUCUACUGGCAUCAUCUCUCUGCAGUUUGAAACCUGCAAUCUGCAUGGUUUUGAGAAAAAUGUUUUAGUGGUUGCAACAAAGGAUUCAUCAGUUUUGGCUAUUGAUGUCGAUACAGGAAACUUGUUGAGCACUAACUCAGUGCAUCCCAAGAAACCAUCUAAAGCUUUAUUCAUGCAGAUAUUAGAUGGGCAGGAAACGUUAGGAGGAUCAAAUGGUGUAGAUCCCAGCAAACAGAAUCCUGCUGAGAAUUCUUCAAAACAUUCUUCUUUACUGAUAUGUUCUGAGAAAGCGGCGUAUGUCUAUUCAUUAGAUCAUGCUGUUCAGGGAGUCAAGAAGGUUAACUACAAAAAGAAGUUUCAUUCCUCUUCUUGUUGCUGGGCCUCAAUACUGUGUGGUUCCUCUGAUAUUGGCCUUAUGCUUGUUUUUACCAAUGGAAAAGUUGAAAUAAGGUCUUUGCCGGAGUUAUCAUUGAUAAAGGAAUUCGUAAUAAGAGGCUUCACUUAUUCUGCACCAAAACUUAAUUCCUCAUCAGACAUUUCAAUAUGCGGUUCAUGGGAUGGAGAACUUGUUAUAGUGAAUGGUGAUCAGGAAAUGCUUAUUGUGUCAGUUUUGCUACAAAAAGAACACUUCAGGCUUCUGGACUCUGUCUGCCAAGUCUACACUAAUAAUUUGAUGCCAUCACAAGAAGGGGGCACUAUGGUCCAAAAGGAAAAGAAAAAGGGUAUUUUUAGCUCUGUGAUGAAGGAUUUAAAAGGAAGUAAACCGAAGCAAGUUUCUGAGGUGGAAAUAGAAGAUACCAGAGAAAGUUUUGAAGAACUGCCAGUAAUCUUUGCAACAGCCAACUUUGCAUGCGAUAAUGAAGAUAGCAAUCACAUGGCAGCGGAUGCAGAUGGUAUUGACUUGGACAUAGAUGAUAUUGACCUUGGGGAUGCUGAAGAGAAACCCAAAGAUAACAAUAUCUUGGCAGGUCUUAAUAAGCAGAAAUUGGCAAGCAAAUUUCAGGCUUUUACAGGUAAAAUAAAAGGAAUGAAGGGUAAGAAUGAGAAAAUCAUCAAGAAGGAAGAACAACUGGAUGAGAAGGCUGGUGCAGUUGAUCAAAUUAAGAAGAAAUAUGGAUUUUCCUCAGCCACUGAAACAAGUGCAGCAAAAUUGGCGGAAAGCAAGUUGCACGAGAAUGUCAAAAAGUUGCAGGGGAUCAAUCUAAGAACUACAGAAAUGCAAGAUACAGCCAAGUCAUUUUCUGCCAUGGCAAGAGAGCUGCUAAAAACUGCAGAGAAGGAUAAAGGAACUUCAUAAACCUGUAUAAUAUAUAUAGACCAUGUUCAUAACACUUAAAAAAAAUUCAUUGUUUAAUUCUUUCCCUUGAUUUGUGAUUACAUUAACAGUUAUCUAUAAGGGAGGCUUAUAUGCAUUUUUCAUAUUGAUGAAAACGGAAAAAAUGUACGAUCAUGUAUAUAUAUUUUACUUUUUGAAGAUAUUCAUUCUGGCAUCAUGUAUUAUUGAUUUUUACUUCAAUGGUUUCUCUAAA
Molecule: messenger RNA, 3695 nt
Organism: Mercurialis annua (annual mercury)
Lineage: Eukaryota; Viridiplantae; Streptophyta; Magnoliopsida; Malpighiales; Euphorbiaceae
Exons: 25
Coding region: 452-3463 (1003 amino acids)
Biological process (GO): regulation of exocytosis
Cellular component (GO): plasma membrane; cytoplasm
Molecular function (GO): GTPase activator activity; myosin II binding; syntaxin binding
Source: RefSeq, a predicted model, not a curated record